Molecule: messenger RNA, 1415 nt
Organism: Mercurialis annua (annual mercury)
Lineage: Eukaryota; Viridiplantae; Streptophyta; Magnoliopsida; Malpighiales; Euphorbiaceae
Exons: 3
Coding region: 118-1080 (320 amino acids)
Cellular component (GO): nucleus
Molecular function (GO): polyubiquitin modification-dependent protein binding
Source: RefSeq, a predicted model, not a curated record
UCUUAUAACCACGAAGACGGCGUCGUUUUCAGGCAGAUAAAUUUUCUGCUAAACUAAUCACUCUAAUCUUCCUCUUUUCCAUUUAUACCUUUCUUCAACUGCCGGUGUUUAACAACAAUGGCAGAGCUAUCAAUAGAGAAGGUAGCCAUAUCAGGUCCAACGUUAGCCUCUCUAAUCCAAUGUAUUUCCUCCUCAUCAGCUGACGUCGACGGCCUCUUAUUCGGCCACGUCACGCAGUUAACUCCCUCAACUCUCUCCGACGACUCUUCCUCCUCCAUCCACGAUCCCUCCGAUCAACACCAACUCAUCGCCACCGUCACUUCUUUCCUCUGCCCUAACGCUCCUCUUUCCUUCUACGACUCACUCGGCCGACUCAACUCUCCCGCUCUCCUCCGCUUCCUCUCCUCAUCCUCCACCACCAACCACCGCCAUUUCAUCGGCUGGUUCUCCGGCCGACGCAAAACACCUCUCCGUCCAUCCUUACGAGAGUUUUCCGUAUCUCGCUCUCUCUCCUCCUCUCAAUUCCUUUUUCCUAUAACCACCUCCUCCGAACACGACGGAAACCUAAUUAAAGGCCUCCGCCCCUGCGUUUUUCUCUUGUUUUCUACACCUGUGCAUGAUCAACUAAUCCACACGCACGAGUACCGCGCGUAUCAGUUCCGUUCAGAAACGACCUCGUUUGAAUCCAAACCGAUUGAUAUUGUGAACAUUGGACCGGCGUUCCGAGGCAAUUACGGUAAUUUUAGCCCUAGUAAUUCGAUGUUUCCGAUGUUGAACUGCGAGAUGAGCGGUUUAUCGGCAAUGAAUGAGGAUAACAGUUUGAGUGAGAUGAAGAAGGUGGUGAAGGAUCAGAAGGAGUUGGAUUUGUGUGCUGAGGGUUUUGAGGUUAAGGAUUUGAGUAGGUUGAUUGGAUCGGAGGCGUCCGGUUAUACUUUAGGAUUAGAAAAUAUGUAUGAGAAAAUGUUGGUUAAGAUCGAGAGUUUGGCUAGACAAGUUGAGACUAGUAAUGCUAAUGUUCUUGAGCAGGAAAAUCAAAAUAGGAAGUUAAGAUACAAAGUUGCCCGAGGUGGACUAGAGUGACAGUUUGGCUCCUGCUUGUACUAUUAACUUUCCUUCGGCAGCCGAUGAGCCAUAUAUUUGAAGUCAAAUGUCUUGGAACUCCAAAUAAUCAAGAUUUUUAGCGGUGGUUUCUGCAGAAGUCAAAUUUCUUGAAACUCCUGCUGGUGAAAUCGCUGUGGCAGAUUCUAGGUUGCUUCGUAAGCGGCUUGGAGUGUCUCUUUUGGGAGUAAUAUGUGUACUUGCUAUGUGUAUAGUCAUUUGGUUGUGUACUCUUGAGAUUUGUUGGUGAACAGGGUGUAAAAUGUGGAGGCGAAUGGAAAAAGAAAAUGGAAUGAAAUUGGUGAAUUGGUGCUCUA